CAAACUGACCGAAACACUUCCGUACUCUCUUGGGCUCAAGGCUCAAGCCGUUUUCAGCAGUUCAUGAGCCUUUCGGCACGUGACUCGUUUUGCCCCUCUCGGACAGCAUGCGGGGUAUGGAGGUUCCAUCCUGGGCACGCGCGCAGCAGCCCAAGAGUGUAUCACUGUUCGAGAAGUGGGCGAAGGAGGACCAAGAAGGAUACCGCCUGCACAAUGCAGCCAUGCGAAAAAAGACUACUUCUUUGAAGCCAGGGAAGGUUCCUUCGCGGCCAGCAACUCCUGCUCAAGUGCGAGCGAAGGUGCGCAAGCUGAUCAACAAGAGGAGCAUGAAGAUAAAGGACAUCCAGAAAUUGAUGGGAAAUCCAAGCGGAUGGGGAAAAUUUAUGAACGGUGCGUCGUACAAAUAUCCGAGUGCUGGAGCAGCCCUCUGCAAUGAAGCCUACAAUGCGGCAUCUUUCUUUUUUUGGUGUGAAAAGAAUGUUUCCAGCCGGUUACCUCCUGUCAUGAAGGUUGCUAAGCCCAGUUUGCCUGACAUAUCUGCAGUCAAAGUCACGAGGCACCCGCUGGUGCACAUCAAAAACACACAGACAGCACUCAAGAGGAUUUGCAAGAAGUACGACCUCACCUACUCCAAGAUGUCGGCCCUGAUGGGCCGGUUGAAAUUUGGCCCCCGCGUCUCGGUUGCACAAAUCAGCAAGUUCGUGAACACUGGUGGAAGUGAAGCUUUCGGUGAUAUAGCAGAGUUCUGUGAGAAAGUUCAGAUGGCUGAGGGUCAGAAGCGGAAAAGCCUCUUCUCGAAGCUGCCCAAGCGCAGGCGCGUAUAGCUCUGUAGGUGAUACGACAGCCCCAGCAGCGUCUCCAUGCAGCUGGAGCUUGAACAAAAGCAAGUCACUUCGUAUGCUGUAUUGCAGAGGAAGCCCAUGCCAA
Messenger RNA from Prorocentrum cordatum, 927 nucleotides. NCBI's taxonomy places the organism in Eukaryota, Dinophyceae, Prorocentrales, Prorocentraceae. The record is from the annotation of a GenBank genome assembly.